Messenger RNA from Pogoniulus pusillus (Red-fronted tinkerbird), 2253 nucleotides. It is a transcript of the gene DOK1, whose product is annotated as docking protein 1. The transcript is spliced from 5 exons. Bases 53 to 1804 code for a protein of 583 amino acids. The record is from RefSeq and is a predicted model, not a curated record. Gene Ontology annotation, biological process: cell surface receptor protein tyrosine kinase signaling pathway; positive regulation of MAPK cascade; Ras protein signal transduction. Gene Ontology annotation, cellular component: cytoplasm. NCBI's taxonomy places the organism in Eukaryota, Metazoa, Chordata, Aves, Piciformes, Lybiidae.
GCGGAAGCUCGGCGGGUGGCGGCGGCGGCGGCGGCGGCUGUCGCGGCGCGGGAUGGACCCGCCGGCCAAGGAGGGACCGCUGCUUGUGCAGCACAGCCACAAGUUCGGCGCCAAGAAGUGGAAGCGGAGCUGGUUCGCGCUGUACCCGGCCAGCCAGCACGGAGUGGCCCGCCUGGAGUUCUUCGACUGUAAGGAGCCAGUGGCGCGGCUGGAGCGGCUGGGCAGCCGGCGGAUAGACAAGACGGUGGUGCGGCUGGCUGACUGCACCAGCGUGGCCCCGGUCCCCGAGAGCGGCCCCCGCGCCGGCACGGUCGUCUUCCGCCUGGAGACCAGCGACAGGAGCUACCUCUUCGCGGCCGACAAGGAGCAGAGCGAGGAGUGGGUGGCGAAGCUGUGCGAGAUCGCCUUCCCAGGAAAUGGCCCCAGUGAUGCUGGCACGGCAGCCCAGCGUGGCAGAAAGGUCAGCGGCGAGGCACCAGCCCUGGAGAUGGCCGUGAACUCCAUCUACUACUCAAGAGAUGAAGUGAAUGCCUUCUGGGUGACAGUGCAACGGACCGAGGCUGCAGAGCGAUGUGAGCUGCGUGGUGCCUACCUGCUCAAGGCUGAGCGUGACAGCCUUGUCCUUCAGGACCCACGGACAAAUGAGAUCCUCUACGUCUGGCCCUACCGUCUGCUCCGGAGAUAUGGCCGGGACAAGGUGAUGUUCUCCUUUGAAGCUGGCAGGCGCUGUGACUCGGGCCCAGGGAACUUCACCUUUGAGACCAAGCAGGGCAAUGAGAUCUUCCGCCUGGUGGAAGCCUCCAUCCGGGAGCAGAAAGCACAGGUGGAGGAGAAGCGGCGAAGCUGUGACUCACUGGAUUCAGACAGCCCCAGUGUACUGCUGAUCCGCCAGGCCCUGGCUGACUCUCUGAGCUUGGAGCUACCUGCAGAGGGGGAUGACACCCUGGCACCCAAAGUGGGGCUAGUGCCCAGAGCCAGUGCAGCAGCAGAGGAGAAGGACGCUACAUCUCUGCUGAAGACCCGGAAUCUGCCAGAGCUCCCUGUGCCACAGGCCAAGCCUAUGGUCCCGAGCACACCACCCCGCUCACCUCUGCCCAAGGUGCCCCGUGCCGUUCUGCCAGCUGAGGACCCCUCCAGUGUGUACUCAGAGCCCUUGGACUCAGUGAAAAGCUUCCAUCCCAAGCCAGACCCACUGUAUUCAGACCCCAUAGACAGCAAGCCUGUGAGUGGGACCCUAGUUCCCAGUGGUGCCUUGGAUGAGCCAAAGCUUCAGCUGCCAGUGCCACAGUACUUGGGCCCGUAUGAGCAGGUGCGGGCUGAGGGACGCAGCCAGGCGCCCGUGGCACCCGGGCAGAGGGAGCACAUCUAUGAUGAGCCUGAGGGUCGUGCUGCCCGCUCGCUGCUGCCCCUUGCGUGCAUCUACGAUGAGGCACGGCCAGCAGCUGAGGCCUGGCGCACUCAGGGCCAUGAUGGCAAGGAUGGCUACGAGUAUCCCUACAACCCCAGCACUGAUGACUACUCCGUACCUGCCUUCAAGGCCAAGGGCCCCAAGCCAGUGCCUGCCCCCAAACCCCCAGCAACCUUUGUCCCUAAAGGCACUGAGAGGAGUGGGGAUGCUGGCAGGCGGUGGGGGAAUGCUGCUUCUGAGAAGGGCACUGUCAAAUCCAGUCUCAACAGCAGCAACAACAACAACGUGGAGGUGCUGUACAGCCAGGUGGUGAAGCCCCAGCAUGUGCAGAAGAAGGAGCAAUCUGUGGAUGAGUGCAGCUUGUCGCCUCUCUACGAAGACUUGGGAGAGAUAUAACCUGCUGCUGCUUUGUGCCUGCCCAAGGGGGACUGAGGUGCCUGGGCCCAUUCAUGAGCAGUGCUGGCUGCUGCCAUCCAUGGGUCCUGGGGGUGCCUGGGGCUGGGGAUUGGACUGGCUUGGGCAAAGCCCAUUUUGUUCACCAAUGUUGAGAGGCUGUGUUUUCCUGGAAGCCUUUUCCACAGCAAAAGCAAGAGAGCUGAGGCUGGUGCAGGUGCCAGAGUGCUUCCACAGCUCUGGAGCUGGCUCCACGGCCCCAUCUUGAUCUGCAGGAGGACUGCCUUUGUCACCUGCUUCUGCUGCUCUGGCUCUGCUGUGGCUCCCUCCCUGAACGGGCUGCAGGGCUGUGAUGCCUGUUGUGGUGCAUGGAAGACUGCUUUCCAUCAGUCUCCAAAAGUAUUUUUAUACAAAUUAUUUUAAUAUUAAAAUUUGUAUGUCUCAGAAUGAAA